UUCAAACAUUCGGCGGACAUUUUUAUUUCAGCUUAGGUUUGUGAUUGUUGAUAAAAAUGGAUGUAGAAGAGAUAUUUUCCCUGAAAUAUAAUGAGUUGCAGAAACGUGCAAAGUCACUUGGCAUCAGAGCCAACAUGAAGAUUGACAAAUUGCGAAAUGCCCUUAUAGAACAUGUACUGGACCAGAACAAGAUUACAGAAAAACAGCAGGAUGCUAACGACAAGAAAACAUCAGAAAGUCAAGGAGAUGAAGAGAAACCAAAUGAGGUUGAAAAUAAGGGGAAAAAAGGCCCAGGAAGACGGAAAAAAGAGAAGGUGAUGAAAUCAAAAGCUGUACCAGUGAUUAAGGAUACCAAACCUACCGCUCCAGCCAGUGUGAAGACUGUAAGGCCAGGACUUCUUGGGUCAAAACAACCUAGUGUAUUAUCUCCUUUGGUCAGGAAAAGUCUCGCCACAACCAAACCUUGUAUUACACCUAAAGGAACUCCCAGACCCUUUAAUACACCGACAAGGACUCCGAAAGCAUUAACCCCACAAAUCAACAAGGUCAAGUCCGCAACAACAAAAGUUGUAACACCUAAGAAUGUCGCACCAAGAAUUGCCACACCCAAAGUCCUCACACCAAAACCAAAGCUAACCACUCCAAAACUGUCAACACCGAAAUCUGCAUUGAAGUCGGCCACACCGAACAAGCCUAAAACGCAAGCAUCUGUAAAGCGCAUGUCAAACCAGAAAAGAACACCACAGGAGGCAAAAAAGAGGCGCAGUACGUUUGAGAUUGUUCCUUUGCCAGAUGAGCCGACAGAGAACCAGUGCUGCACACGGAGAAGUACAUUUGAAAAGAAGUCGGUAGAGGAACGGAAAUCAGGGAGCCCAGGGGCGCAGGAGAUGCUUGGAGCUCUCACAGAAAACAUGGGCAGUGCUGAGAUGAAGGAGAAGCUGCUGUCAGCCAUUGAUAAAAAAGUGCAAAAGAAAGUAUCAGAAAAGGACCCUGUUAAAAAAACAGGUAUUCCCCGAUUUGCAGCUUUUCUAGCUGCCAGAAAAGAGGCUAAAGAACAAAAACCUUUGACUCCAGGAAAUAAGAACUGGACAAAAAUUCACAAGAAAGAGUUUGACAAAAUGGAGUCCAUUGAUGUGUACCUCAGCAAGAAAAGGAGGCGCCAAGAUGACUUUGCCAGCUCAGCCAAAAAGACAAAGACAUUGCUGGAAGAAACCAAGGCAGCCAUCAGUAAACUAAAGAGUCACAAGACACCCACAGCAUUCAAGACAACUACAAAAUCCUCACUGUUUGUUACCCCCGGGACAAAAGCAGUGAAGACGAAGACGCCUGUUGGAGUGUCAAAAACCAAAACACCUGUUGGAGUGUCAAAAACCAAAACACCUGUUGCUGCAGUGCUGAAAACUAAAACACCAGUGACAUUUAAACCAACAGUUUUCAGCACCAAAAAUAUGAACUUGGACUUCAAUACAAACACCAGAAAAUCACCCCGAGCGUCUUCAUCUGGGACUGCCACUUUUCAGCCUUCUGUCCUUUCGACCAGUAACAUGAACCUCAACUUCAGCAAACUCAAAACACCAGGCACGCUUCCCAAGGGCAAUGGUAACCGCAAAUCAUUUGUCACACCUUUCAGGUUUGAUGCCUCUAUAAACUGUACACUAAAUGACAGCAAGUCAACAACCAAGAAGUUUGACCUAAAAGCAAGUCUAGCUCGCCCCAUCACGUGGAAAACGCACAAAGGCACACUCAAGCCCUUGGAAACUGCCACCAUGUACUCCACUGCAAAGGGUGAACCAAAAGUCAGCGUGAAAACACCAAAGGUGGCAGGAAGAGAAAAUCGUCGAGCUGUAGCAAUGAAGAAGAGGGCAGACCAGAAAUUUGAUAAGCACAUGUCACGGCGAGGGAUCAAGGCACAAUAGAAUUUGUCUGGGCUAAAAUUGUUGUGUGGUGCUAAAACUGUCAUAAUUACCACCACGAAGUGUUCACUGUAUACAGUGUGUGUGGAAACAUUCCCUUAUGUGGAUGGACUACUUGGAUCAGAAAGUUGAUCAUACCAAGCAAUCAGAUGUUUAUCUCAAUGGUCUUAUGGAGCUGCUUUCUUUUACAUGGACAGACCAGUCACAUCAGAUUUCUUAAAACAAGUCAUUUCCUAAAGGAAGAAAUUGUACUGAAAUGAUAAUACUCUAUAGAUGUACCAUCGUGCUAUGGUGCUGAAAUGAUCAUACUUUGAUAUGUACCAUUGUUCUGUGGUGCUGAAUUGAUCAUACUCUAUAGAUGUUCCAUCGUCCUAUGGUGCUGAAAUGAUCAUACUCUAUAGAUGUACCAUCGUGCUAUGGUGCUGAAAUGAUCAUACUCUAUCGACGUACCAUAGUCCUGUGUUGCUGAAAUGAUCAUACUUUGAUCGUACCAUUGUUGUGUGGUGCUGGAAUGAUCAUACUCUAUAGAUGUACCAUCGUGCUAUGGUGCUGAAAAGAUCAUACUCUAUAGAUGUACCAUCAUCCUAUGGUGCUGAAAUGAUCAUACUCUAUCGACGUAACAUAGUCCUGCGUUGCUGAAAUGAUCAUACUCUAUAGAUGUUCAAUCGUCCUAUGGUGCUGAAAUGAUCAUACUUUGAUCGUACCAUCAUCCUCGGGUGCUGAAAUGAUCAUACUCUAUUGACAUACCAUAGUCCUGUGUUGCUGAAA
Messenger RNA from Mizuhopecten yessoensis (Yesso scallop), 2681 nucleotides. RefSeq names its product nucleolar and spindle-associated protein 1-like. The transcript has 10 exons. Gene Ontology annotation, biological process: mitotic chromosome condensation; establishment of mitotic spindle localization; mitotic cytokinesis. Gene Ontology annotation, cellular component: nucleolus; microtubule; mitotic spindle. The record is from RefSeq and is a predicted model, not a curated record. NCBI's taxonomy places the organism in Eukaryota, Metazoa, Mollusca, Bivalvia, Pectinida, Pectinidae. The coding region runs from base 57 to 1916 and encodes 619 amino acids. Gene Ontology annotation, molecular function: microtubule binding.